Molecule: messenger RNA, 4752 nt
Organism: Drosophila innubila
Lineage: Eukaryota; Metazoa; Arthropoda; Insecta; Diptera; Drosophilidae
Gene: Lpt
Product: histone-lysine N-methyltransferase 2C
Exons: 10
Coding region: 21-4433 (1470 amino acids)
Biological process (GO): positive regulation of transcription by RNA polymerase II
Cellular component (GO): MLL3/4 complex
Molecular function (GO): transcription coactivator activity; histone binding; histone H3K4 methyltransferase activity
Source: RefSeq, a predicted model, not a curated record
UAUAUGAAAAUAAAUAUAACAUGAGUUCUCACAACUUGGCAAAUGUAGAAGAAAAAGCUGCCACGGCAUGUUUUGAUGAACUGCCAUAUUUGCCCGAAAAGUAUCCGGGUAAAGUGUGUUGCCUAUGCAAUCUUGGGGAGAGAAGUGCGCUGGGUCAAGGAGUCAUGUUUCAACUUAAAGUGCCUUCGGAUUUCAAAGAUAGAAAUUCAGUUUAUCAAUCUAAUGACUCGGAUAAAGACCUGGAUAUGAAUCGGAAACUGAAGUGUUUUAAGAAUAAACCAAUUGCCAGUGCUGAAAGUCCAUAUGAAUUGGAUAAGAUUGGAUUCGCAGAUAUUUUAAAUGCUUCGGUAUUUCUCGACGAUGACUUUGUUUACGUACAUCGCAUGUGUAUUAUGUGGUCUUUGCGAAAAUUGCAAGUUACGGAUCCGGAUAUUUUCCAGUUUUUAAGCCACUUAUCAGAGUUUCUGGAGCAGAAGUGUAGUUUCUGUGGACAGUAUGGAGCAUCAAUUACGUGCAAAAUGAAUUGCCGCCAAAUUCAUCAUUGGCCGUGUGCCACAGCAGCCGGUUGUUUACUUAUUCUAGAGAGCUUCACUGUGUUCUGUACAGAGCAUUUAAGCCAAGUUCCAUUGAUUUGCAAUGAUAAUAAUGUAGAAUGUUUGACGUGUUCUUCAUUGGGCGAUCUAUCUAAAAUGGUAAUGUGCUGCUCAUGUGGAGAUCAUUAUCAUUCCACUUGCAUUGGACUGGCAAAUCUGCCUGAUACUCGAGCUGGUUGGAGCUGUGCACGAUGUACAAAAUGUCAGAUUUGUAGGCAACAGGAUUCCAAUGACAUUAAGUAUGUUAAAUGUGAGCAAUGUCAGAAGAUGUAUCAUGCGACCUGCUUACGCCCGAUAAUUUCCUCGAUUCCCAAAUAUGGUUGGAAAUGUAAUCGGUGUCGUGUUUGCACAGAUUGUGGAUCCAGGACACCCGGCGGAGGCAGUUCGUCCCGCUGGCAUAGUCACUAUACGAUCUGUGACUCCUGUUAUCAACAGAGGAACAAAGGAUUUUCUUGCCCAAUCUGCCAAAAAGCGUAUCGAGCGGCUGCGUAUAAAGAAAUGGUCAAAUGUAGUUGGUGUCAUAAAUUUGUUCAUAGCACUUGUGAUGAGGAAGCUGAUUUGGCUGCAUAUCACAAGAAGAAAGAGUUGAAUCCUGACUAUGAUUAUGUCUGUCCAAAUUGUAAAACAAACUCAAGCGCAUCACAACUGAAAAUAUCGGAACCACUUGAGAGAUCUAUUGAAUCGCAGUCCUCAGAUCACUUUAGUAUUAAGGAAGGCGAUACAGAUCCAUUAGAGGGCAAACCAUGUGUGGAGAUCAACAGUGAAGAUCCCCUCAAGUUGCCAAGCACAAAGAAGAAAGUUUGCUUAAGCAAUAUUCGAGGCAAGGGUGGAAAGUUUGUUCUACAGCGCAUGGGAUCCAUGUCGCAAAUAGGCAAAAAGCGCAGCAAUCGUGGAAAAGGACGACAGCUUGUUUUGCAAAGCGGAUCAAGUGAUCGUUACAUCAGUCGCAAUUUGGAUACAGACUUUUCCAGCGAUAAGAAAAUGUUGCUUUGUUCGGCUCGAGAUAAAUUCGUGCUUACAACAGACAUUUGCGUGAUGUGUGGCUCUGUGGGCAGUGAAAGUGAUGCCGUCUUGAUAACGUGUGCCCAAUGUGGACAGUGCUAUCAUCCGUAUUGCGCCAAUGUCAAACCCUCAAGAGGAAUCCUGCAGAAGGGUUGGCGCUGUCUGGACUGUACUGUAUGCGAAGGAUGCGGCAAAAAGAAUGACGAAGCUCGUUUGCUCUUGUGCGAUGAAUGUGAUAUAUCCUAUCAUAUUUACUGUGUAAACCCACCGCUUGAAGCGGUGCCUCAUGGCAAUUGGAAGUGCUCUUUUUGCACCCUAUGUCAAAAAUGUGGUCGCAAUCCGACGGAAAAGGGCGACUACAAUGAUCCCAAUCUGCCAGAGUGUCCUCCCUGUGCUAGUCAAAAUAAUUGCACAGUAUGCACUAAAGUCUACAGCGAAGCCGAGAUGAUAAUCCAGUGUGAGCAGUGUAAUCACUGGUCCCAUUUCCACUGCGACUCAAUAAACACUCAGUACACAAUCGAAUACUACGACAAUAAUAUAUACAAGUGCUUCAAGUGUCGAUCCACUGGAAAAGCCCAAUUGCAAUCCCAAUUAAACACAACAGUUUUCCAUGAAAACUCGAUGAACAGCUCGAAACUGUUGUCAGAGAUUAGUCAAGAGGCGAAAAACAUGAAUGUAACUGAUCGUAAUAUAAUAUUGACAAAUGAUUUAUUGGAGAGCACGGAGGCAAUUCACUGGAUAGACGGUGUAUGUUUGAGUGAGAAUGGCCUGAACAUGAUCAAAUCACUUUCCACUGAAAUAAAACGUAAGAGGAAAAUGCGACAACCGAUGGCAAAUUCAAAUAAAGAUGGGCAACUCGAUGCAACGGCGUCAGAUGAUCUUCCCAGUGAUAAAUACAAGGACGGCAUGAUAUGGGACAGGGGGGAAAGUGCACUCCCCGAAGGAUUUUCCAUAUCCACCAACGACGAUGGUGUUCAUGUGUUGCGCAAGAAACGCCAACGCAAUUUGCAAAAGCUGGGAAUCGGUGGAUUUUCAGUUCGAAAUCGAGGACUAAGAAAAGAUAACGAGGAUACUGUUGAUCAACUCAAUGCAGUCUUAGUUGUCGACAAGAAGAAGAAAAUCAUACGGAAAAAGCAAAAGAACAAGCUAAUUGAAGCCUAUCCGGCAUAUUUGCAGGAAGCCUUCUUUGGAAAACCUCUCUUGGAGUCGGGAGAUGUUGUGGUAUACGAUUCGGAAUCUUCUGAUGAAAUCGAUACGACAAUGAAAAUUUUUUUCACCAACUCGAAUAUUAAAAAAUCUGACGAGGAUGCCAACUUGGCCAUCAAGAGUCCUGUAAAAUCUCUGAAAAAAACGAAAGCUGAAAAGCCAUUGCCUUUACCUGAAAACAAAAACAUCCUUGGGGAUCAGUUUUCCAUAGCAACACAACAACAUCCGAGCGAGGAGUUGGUGUCCGAUGCAGGUCUUUUUGAUACAUCGAUGUCAGAGAUUGCAAGGAAUGCGGGUGCAAAUAAUGUACACCCCUUGGAUCCCUUGGCUUCCCAGGGAAUCGCCGGCUUAGAUGGCACAAACCCCAAUGUCAAUUUUAUUCCAUCGUCUGAUAACUUAAAGAAUGCGUUAAGUGAGCCGACAGUCUUUGUAGAGAAUUAUGCUGUGUCGCCACAGUUAACGCAGGAUCAAAAGUUCCACAGUAAACUGUAUUUGCCGGCGAAUGCAAAUGUAACUGCCAAAUCGUCGCCAAUACAUUAUCAGGCAAAAGUGCAAAAUAAAUAUAUUGACGAGAAGAGAGUUGUCGAAGAGCCAAAACCAAUUGAACCGCAAAUGGAAGGCAUCAAUGUUGGCACCCAAAAGACGGCCGAGAAGAUGCGCAAAGAUGAGGAUCUUGGUUUAAUGGCAACUAUUUCGGCUGUCCUGUAUGCGAAUACUGAGCAUGCAAAUCUAAAGGAGCAAUAUCCCAACUGGAAUGAUCGCUGUAAACAGAUCCUAAAGAGAUGGCGAUCAUUAUGCAACGAGAAAAAGGCACCAUUCUUACAAAAGGCCAAGGAUAAUCGAUCAGCAUUGCGACAGAGGCGGGAACAGUGCAAAAUCAGUCAGCCGGUCAAGGUAGAGAAACCAGAAAAUCCCGACAAAGGAUUCGUUGUAAAGCCAAAAGAAGUCUUCUUUGGCAAUUUUAAUGGACUUUCAUACGAUUCAACGUGCUAUAUUGGACCAUCGGUUCACACUCCAAAUUCGCAUCCAACGACACCCAUUCUCAAUGAAAAUCUAGUUGUUAAAUCUACAAUCCCAAGGACGCCAAUGCACGUUACAGGUCCUCCGUCCUCAUUGAAAAUUGCUUCGGUUGAACAGCGGAUGGAGCACAAUCCAUCGUAUGGACCUGAAUCAGUGCCAGUGGGCGAUAAAAAGCUGAGGAAUUUAUUGCAAAAGACUAAUUCUGAAGCCAUGAUAAUGUCAUCAAAUUCCGAAUAUUUUAUGCCAAACGAUGUUCUAAGACUUGGACUCUUACAAAAUGCUCCCAUAACUCAAAACAAUCCAAUGUUGAGCAUGAGUGGAAAUCCCCAGCAUACGGAAAUAAGAAGUCUUGAUCAAGAUGCCAAGAAUCCACUUGACAUUAAAAUGUCCGAUCCCCAGGAGGGUAUUUCAUCAUCUGCUGUUGAGUUGGAAAAUGUCGGCUUUGGAGAUAUAUUAGGUGGAUUCGGUGAAGGAGAUGACGACGAUCUAUUAAAAUCAUUAACAUCCGAAAUUGGAGAUGAUUUUAACAUACUGGAAUAUGCGGAUCCAGAACUUGACGUCAAUGUGCUCAACACAUUGGAUUUCGAAGAUAACGAAAAGAACUCUGCCUAAGGAUAAUGAAUAUAAAUACCUGUAGACCCUGUACUUAAAAAGUUCAAAGGAAUUUCUAUAAGACACUUUAAAAGCUAGAGUCUUUAAUUUAUAUUACGGGAUAAUUGUUUGAUUGUGUAUGUGUUUUUUACAGAAUAAGUACAGGGUCUCUCACAGUCGGGUUCUCUCGACUGUAGCCUUUCCUAAUAGUUUUCCGUUAAUGUUGUACUACAGAAUGUAAGCAUUUGAAUGAAAUACUAUAAUUUUACAUUGUUUGUGUGUGACGCAUUGAAAAAAGCAUCAUUUGACUUAAUAAAAUCACGUAAAUUUUUUAUAUCUA